GAGAGCAAUAGUCAAGACAAUAAUGAUGAUAAUAAUGAAGGCCUUCCGUGUCGGAUAAUAUGUCACUUUGAUGGAGCAGAGUGGUUUAUGUAUAACUGUACUCCUGCAUAUGAUGCUCUCAAAAACAUCAUAUCUCGGGUAAACGACACUGAAAUGUCUUCGGACCGACUUAGCACCUCUAGUAUUAUACUAAAUGAGCCCGACGAAAUUGCUGUUAAUAUUGACGAAAGUGAUCAUGCGGCGGCGAACAAAUCUAAGGAUUCAUUCUUUAGGAAACUGUUGCCAAUCCAAUUGGAGGUUGAACGAAGUGCUGUCAUAUGUGGUAGCGCCUCGACGCCAUCUGUUUUAAUAGCAGAAUUUUGUCAGGCUAGCGGAAUUUAUACAGCAGUGAAAUCUAGAUCUGUGUUUGAUUACUACAAGUUGGUUUUAGAUUUAGAAUUUCGAGAGCCUAAAAUCUAUUUGAAACCAAAUCCGGAUUAUGUGGAGGCAUUCCGAGACACAGUGGUUCGACAAAACGAAGAUAAAACUAGUCAAAGGAAAUGCACAGACAAGGAGGAAGGAAAAGCAGGAGUCAUAAAUGAAUACGCAAAGGUUACAACAAUACUAUCCUGCCCGCUGUUGAAUAUGAAUUACUAUGCAGAUGUUGCUGGGAAAGUACCGAAAGAGUCGAUUUCGACAAAAAAUCCGGAAGAAAUUGAUAUAGGAAAUGGUGACCUUUCUCCCGAAUGGGGGAUAGACCUCAUAUUCACAAAUGCACAAGACUGGAAAUUCCAUCAUGAUGAUGACGCUUCUGAACACAACAGGCAAUAUGGAUGGUUGGAAUUUAAGAUAUUGGAUGAACAAAAUAAAUCAAAUGAUUCAACUGUCAACAUAACACUUCCUAUGAUUUACACGGAAAAAGGAUACACCAAUAACUUGGAAAUUGACCUGGAAAAUAUCGAGGUGCAAACCAGUGUUAAUUUUUCGAAAGUGUUAACCACAAAAAAAGUAAAGAUAAUGUGUGAUUUACCUGCUCCCUUAAAAUGGAAUAAAAUCCGGAGGUGGGAAUUUGACGUUUACCUAACGGACGCGAAGAUAUUUCUUCUCAGGGAUCACAUCACAUUAUUUCAGGACUUAAUCAAAGAUUGGACUGAUGGGCCAUCCCCCGAUCAAUUGCAUUUCAUACCAAUGGAAUAUCAUUUUAAACCUCGUUUCACCACCUUCGAGCUGUACCUUUAUGCGAAUGAACAAAACAUCAUCGACGACCCAAUUGAUAUUGAUGACAACA
Molecule: messenger RNA, 1267 nt
Organism: Acaulospora colombiana
Lineage: Eukaryota; Fungi; Glomeromycota; Glomeromycetes; Diversisporales; Acaulosporaceae
Source: the annotation of a GenBank genome assembly